Rotaria sordida is the source of this 3105-nucleotide messenger RNA. The record is from the annotation of a GenBank genome assembly. NCBI's taxonomy places the organism in Eukaryota, Metazoa, Rotifera, Eurotatoria, Philodinida, Philodinidae.
AUGAAUUUAUUGAUCAUUAUUUUGAGCUUGAUUUUAUUUUAUGGAAAUUAUAUUUAUGGAUUAGAAACUGAAGAAUUAGAUGGUAUUGAUGUAUUAACAAAAUUAAAAAAUAUACAACCAGAUUGUGAUCUUCAUGAUUUUCUUCGAGUUGAUGAUGAAUAUAAAACAUUAACAGAUGAUUUAAGAAAACAUUGUUCAUCAUCAAAUUCAGUAAAACAACAUCGAAUAUUAUGUCAUAUGCUUUCAUAUGAACUUGAAAAAGCAUGUAGACUUACACCUAAUUUACGUCCUUCAAAAGUUAUCUAUGCAACUUCAAGAACACCUUCACAAAUAUGUAAUUUAAACAAUAUACUAUUAACAGAUGAAUGGAUAUGGCACAAAAUAACAGAUGGUGGACAGAAAAAAAUUGGUGUUAAUGCAAAAAAAUUAUGUACUAAAGUUACAAGUGAUACUGAUACACUUCGAUUAGCAAGAUUUUUUUAUAAAACUGCACCACGUGUUAGACAAGUUGAUUCUUCUAAACAAAGUAAAGAUAAACUUCAAUCAAAUGCAAAUAAUAAGGUUUUAACAGAACCAUCUUCGGGAGCCGUCAAGAAUGAUAAAGAUGUUCCUGUUGAUACAGCACAAACGGAGAAAGAAAAAGCUCAACAAUCCUCUGACAUUAAUACAAAAAAAACUGACGAGACUGUCGAUGGGUUGAAAGAAAAGGCUGUUCAGACUGUCGAAGGCAUAAAAGAAAAAGCUGCUAAAGUUGGUGAAGGCAUAAAAGAAAAAGUUGGGCAAGUUGGGGAAGGUAUAAAAGAAAAAGUUGGACAAGUUGGCGAAGGUUUAAAAGAAAAAGUUGGAAAAGUUGGCGAAGGUUUAAAAGAAAAAGUUGGACAAGUUGGCGAAGAUUUAAAAGAAAACGUUGGAAAAGUUGGCGAAGGUUUAAAAGAAAACGUUGGAAAAGUUGGCGAAGGUAUAAAAGAAAAAACUGCUCAAACUGCAGAAGAACUAAAAGAUAAGGUUGGUCAAUCUGUCGAAACCAUAAAAGUAAAAACUGGCCAAGCUACAGAAGAAACAAAAGACAAGGCUGGUGAACGUACAAAAGAAAAGACAACUGAGACUGGCGAUGACACAAAAGACAAGGCUGCUGAAGGCACAAAAGAAAAGACUGGUGAAACUGGUGACGGCACAAACGACAAGACUGGUGAAGGCACAAACGACAAGACUGGUGAAGGCACAAAAGACAAGGCUGGUGAAGGCACAAAAGACAAAGCUAGUGAAGGUACAAAAGAAAAGACUGGUCAAACCGGUGAAGGCGCAAAAGAUAAGGCUAAUGAAGGUACAAAAGAAAAGACUGCUGAAACUGGUGAAGGUACCAAAGACAAGACUGGUGAAGGCGCAAAAGAAAAAACUAGUGAAGGCACAAAAGAUAAGGCUGAUGAAGGUACAAAAGAGAAAACUGAUGAAGGCACAAAAGACAAGGCUAGUGAAGGUACAAAAGACAAGGCUAAUGAAGGUACAAAAGAAAAGACCGCUCAAAAUGGUGAGGGCACAAAAGACAAGGCUGAUCAAACUGUAGAAGGAGAAAAGGCCAAAGUAAAUACUGGUCCAAACGCUCUUUCAGACACAACUAAUAAAACUGGUGAUCAAACUCAAGGUGGUCUUGAAAAACCUAAACAAUCAGGAGAGGAAUCGUUAGUUCGUAAAACUACUGAAGGAACAAAAUUGCUGAAAGAUGCAACCAAUGAACUAUCGCCAAAAACAGAUGAUAAGUCGCAGAAGAUCUUAGAUUUAAAUAAAGAUAAAACACCAGAAUCAGAAAAGAAAAAAGAUCAAGAAAAUACAGAUAAUGUUGAUAAUGAUGACGAUGUUAAUAACGGCAAGGAAACAAAAACUAAUGGACAAUUUGGACAAAUUCUAAAACCAGAUUUAUCAAUUAAAACAGAUGAAGAAAAAGAUGGUAACAAAACAACUGAAUCUACUGUUGAUAAGGCAAAAGAUGUCGGAGAAACAACCGAAAAUAAAACAUCCAAUCUUGCUAAUGAAGAUGCUGAUAAAUUAAAUUCAAAUAAAAAUAACGAAUCUGGUAAUAGAAUUCUAUCUUUAACUAAUUUAAUGAAACAAUAUAACAUAUCACUUGUUCAAUUGAUUGAAUUAAUUAAAAAUAAUCAAUUAAAACUUGUUGAAAAUAGAAAAAAUUCAUCUUUAAUCAAUUCUACUACUUCUUCUGAUCCAUUGAUUGAACAUAAAACAGCGAAUACUCUUGAUUUGCUCACAAGCACUCUUUCUACGCUGAGUAAUGCACCUUCUUCUUCAAUUAAAAUCUAUUCUCUUGAAAUCAAUAGAUAUAAUGGAGAGAAAAAUAAAGACAAAAAUAAAAAUGAUGGUGAUGAAGCUAAACCCGAUGAUCGUAAUGAAGGUUCAGAUGAAGAUCAAGUUAAAAAUGAAGAAGCUGAAAAACAAUUACAAAAGCAACAAAAAGAAUCUGAUAAGAAUGAUUAUCAAUCAGCUGUUGAUAAUAAAGGAAAAGCAGAAGAUAAUGAACACAAAUCACAAGAUGAUUAUGGCACCGAUAAUGGUCCUGAUCAACAGAUCGAAACAGGAGAUCCACCUAACAACGAUGAAGAUGCAGAAUAUCAAGGUACUGAUGUAGGUCCAAAUGGAAUGAUAUUAAAAAAACCAACUGAUGAAGAUAGAAACGUUGUUGAAAAAGUUCCAGAAAAGGAUAGCAAAAUUCCAAGUUCCGGACUAUCAAGAACAGGAUCAAAAAUAGCACCAUCUCGAAAAUAUACUGAUGAUGAUGGAUGGUCAGGCAGUUUUGUAACUUAUUUUCUUGUUUUUACUUUAUUCGUUGUUGUUGGUUAUUUGGUAUUACAUAAUAAGAACAAGGUAUUGGGUUUAUUAAUCGAAGGAUGUCGACGAAAUCGUUCAUCAAUUGGACGUCGUCAUGGUGGAAGUUCGAGUUCAGCACGUUAUCAACGUCGUCGUUCUGGUGCCUCACGUACUGGUAGUCGUCCAUCUCAUCGUGGUUAUGAAAAAUUAAUAAAUAUAAAUGACAUUAUUCCUAUUGAUAAUACAAAUCCUCUAACGGAUAAAGAAGCUAUUAUUCUUAAAACUUGA